This is a messenger RNA of Styela clava, 1316 nucleotides long. RefSeq lists its product as uncharacterized. The record is from RefSeq and is a predicted model, not a curated record. Gene Ontology annotation, molecular function: cytokine activity. NCBI's taxonomy places the organism in Eukaryota, Metazoa, Chordata, Ascidiacea, Stolidobranchia, Styelidae. Gene Ontology annotation, cellular component: extracellular region.
GUUACCAGUCCACGAAAUUUUAACUAUUUGCGUUUCUUCACGGCGCAGCGAAAGAGAAAAAGUGGCAACACUAUACGAACAUCUGUGUAAAUCAUUUAUUUCACCUCGUUGCCCUCAGGAUGUCUAGAACGCGAAGUGUCAUGAACGUGAUUAGAGUAUUGAGAUUGGGUAUAUUGUGGAUGUUAGUGCACAUACUGAAAAAUUCAGUUUCUGCCAAAAGUAUUCUCUACCCAGAAUCACACUUUCAAAUACAGAACACUCAAUCAACUAUUACGAUGCCAGAAUAUACUACCAGGGAAAGUUUGUUGAGAUCACGACCAGAUGUCAAAAAUCACGAAGGUUUAUUGAGACAGUGUGAAUACUUUCCAACGCCAAGAUUAAGACAAUUGUGUGAGAGAAUUGCUGAAAAUCCUAUUAUUGUGUCAAUGAAAGAAAAAGUUCGUGGACAUCUCAAACAACUGCCGUGGACGACUCAGAUAACAAAGAGCGAUAUACCUCUGGAAGGACAACAAGGGUUAAAAUGUCCGGAUUAUUCACAUCAAACCCCGUACGUACAACCUCACGAUAGAAGUUUAUCCCCUUGGAAAAUGAUGCCAGAUUUUGACGUACAAAGGUAUCCCCAGUGGAUUCCUGUCGCAAGAUGUAUGUGCAAGGGGUGUAUAGACCAACGCUCAGGAAAAGAAAAUAAAGCUUUUGUUUCAAAAGAAAUUAAAGUUAAAGUCAGAUUUCUUCGCAUGAAUUCUACUCAUUCAUCAUUUCGUCAAUGCACCGAUAGUACGUGCUACGCUUCCGACGAGGAUAUUGCGGUUGGUUGUCAUUGUGCAAUUCCAGUUGAGCUUAGUCCCUGAACGACCUUGCAACUGGAAUGAGGAUGUUCGAAGAAUCGUUGUUUCAUUCAGUGGAAGACGAGUGAAAGCGAGGAACAGAAUCUAAUUAAGUAAUGUCGUAAAUUUCUUUGGUGGGCAUUGGUAUCCUCGUAACUAUAUCACGUAUCUUGUUCUUGCCCAGAGGCAAAAUUGCCAUUGUAAGACUGAAGAGCGAUUGGCCAAUUUCCACGACUGGCCACAAGUUACUCCUUCUAAUGCACAAACCAUUUUUGCGAAUGAACUUUUCAUAAGCCCACUGUACGUCCGAUAUUUAUUAUUUAUUUUCUGAUUAUGCGCACAAUAUUCCGCAUUUAUGAAUGCCCUGCAUUUGUGUUUAUGUUAUGUCCAAAAUAAUUUAUUUUUACUUUUGCUUUUUCAUAUUUAUGAUAUUUCUUGACUUUGGUUAUAUAGUUCAGUAAAUUAUUAUUUUUCCAAGUUCGUUGAUUUCAG